UUUUGGUGAAGUUUUUCACGAUGUUCUUCCUUGUUCUUCAACUGUUUCUUCUACAUUCAUCAAAUGCUCAACCGUACAAGUGUAGGUCUGAGUACAAUCCAUCGGAUUACCGAAGACAUUCCGGUGUUCCUCUAGAUUGCAAUGUAGAAAGUUUAGGUUGUCAACCAUCAUGGAAGUCUGGGAUACCCGAAGGAAGUGAAGCAUCUCAACCAACGAUUUACACGAAAUUUCUGUCUUGUCAAGAACGAUUCUCUCUUUGCGGUUAUGUCUACGUUGAUUAUGAAACUGGAAAUGCAAAAGAUGGCGUUCAUAUCGCUGCAGGGGUCAAUUUAGGGAAAUUGUCGAACUCAUCACUUUCUUCUUUGUCCACAAUGCUUCGCAGUAAACUUCAACCGUAUCUUGGCUUAAAAGGUAAUUUAGCAGCCUGUGCUGUUCUUGAAAUGCCGCUAAAUAUCAGCCAAGCUGAAGCAAAAUCCCUUACAGACCUUUUAGUUAACGAGACGAUUUAUAACAUUUCAAAAAGAUACGAUGCAGAAAAAAGUAGCACAUCUUUAGUGUUUUUCUCCCUUCCUCGCGGUAUUCGUACGGCCAUUGUUAGUGUUUCGUAUCAACUUGGUUCUCCCGAGGCGUUCAACAAUCUUUGGCAAUUUGUGACGAAAAACGAUUGGGAUAAUGUGGUUAAGAAUUUGAGGAAUUUUUACUCGAAUCAUAAUGAGCAAUCGCGACGAGAUUUAGUAAGACGCAAUAACGAAGCUGAUAUUAUAGAAGCAACUCUCUCAAAAUGUAACAGUUCUGUUGAUCUUGUCUUUCUUCUGGAUGAGUCUGGUAGUGUGAGUAGGGGGAAUUUUCAAAAAAGUUUGGAUUUUGUUUUAAACAUUAUUAAAUCGUUUCCCGAUGAAAGAUUGAGCGGAGAGGGCGGUUCAAGAUUUGGUCUAUCAACUUUUUCAACACCACCGUAUAUUUCACAUUUUCAUUUGAACGAUUACACUACCCAAUCAGAAUAUAGGACGGCAAUAGAGUCCGUUAAGUACAAUAGCGGAUGGACUUACCUUGGUGACGCACUUCAGAACAUUUUAACAGAUCAAUUCACGGAAAAUCGAGGACUCCGUCCUGCUGUAAAAGGUGUACCACGAAUACUCAUCAUUUUAACGGAUGGAAAAGCGACCGAUAGCGUCUUAACUCCAGCAAAGAACAUACGAGACAACGAAAUCUCAAUUUAUGCUGUCGGAGUUGGUGGAUAUGAUAUUGAUGAACUUAAGGAAAUAGCUUCAUCAGAUAAACACGUUUUUACUCUUGACACGUUUGCGCAACUCAAAGCUAUCGUUUCUACGAUCACUUCUUCAACAUGCUACAAGCCUCGUGCAGCAGCAAAAAACGAGACAAUUAUGACAAAUGUGGAGAAAGGUUCAUUCAAGUACUUUGAUUACAAAGUCAAUCUUGGUUUUCAUCUUCAGAUAAACGUCAAGGAUCUUGUAGGCAAUACCAUAGUCUAUGCAUCUCGUACUACACCUCAUCCCUAUGAAUAUAAUCACGAUUAUAAGUUUAAUUUAGCCGCACAACCGAACAAAAUUCUAGUAAUUCCAGUGAAUGCAGACUUCACUCCAGAAAGGUUGGUCAAACGAUCUGCGGACGAUGACCUCCGAACAAUCUACGUAUCUGUAACGUCUGUUUCCGAUGUAGCAGAGUUCUCCAUUCAGGCAAGCGAGUGUGAUCCGUCGAAUUGUAGUGAAGGAACAAACGAAAUACAAACGACAACAGCUCAAGUGCUUACAGCAACUCCGUCCAUUGUUUCGUCCAUCACCAUUUCAAUGUCACCAACUUCCUCCUUUACUAUCCCUACUACUUCAUUUAACAUCACACUUUCUGUCACCUCUCAUUCACCAACUUCCUCCUUUACUAUCCCUACUACUUCAUUUAACACCACACUUUCGGUCACCUCUCAUUCACCAACUUCCUUCUUUACUAUCCCUACUACUUCAUUUAACACCACACUUUCGGUCACCUCUCAUUCACCAACUUCCUCCUUUACUAUCCCUACUACUUCAUUUAACACCACACUUUCUGUCACCUCUCAUUCACCAACUUCCUCCUUUACUAUCCCUACUACUUUAUUUAACACCACACUUUCUGUCACCUCUCAUUUUACCUCGAUAUGUUUGAUUACAGAUUUUCGUCGCCCACCAUGCAAUUCGUCUUCUCGCGUAGCGUAUACUCACCAGUUGAUGGUGGCUGUUUUUUUGUCUUUUUUGAUUAUUUUCGUUCAACGAAAUUAAGAAGCUCUAAUCCAGAGGGUCAUUCGUUGGCUCUGAUUUAUUUCUUGGCGUCGAGUCUAAAGUUGGCAUUUUUCAAUUUUCUCGUUGAAAUUAUCAAUCGAUGAAUAAGUUUUCAUCAGCUUAUAGCUUCAAGUCCAGUGUAAUUUUAACCUUAUGAUAAUAUGGAAGAGGAAAUCCAUUCAUGACAGUGUUAAUAAAUAUCUAUCUGUUAAAGUUGCCAUGACUUCAGCGAGGGAUUUUCCCGUUGAUUUUAUUUAUUAUUGUAUUAUUAAUAUUAUUGAUAAUAAUGACAAUAAUUUUAUGUUUUUGUUUAAACAAAUCAACCUGUUAAUAUAAAUUCAACAAGUGUGGAUCAACUUAGCCUCGGUUCCAUACAUGGAACGUAGAGAUUAAGUGCUUUAUGUAAAAUUUCGGUUUUCUCCAACAUCGAAGAUGUGUGCAUGCCACCCGAGAUUUGUGGAAUACAAAGAUCUCUCAAAUAACUUCCUAGCCUAUCGAGACAACCCCAUGAACUACUCACCUCCAGAAGAACGACCUUUGUUGAAACACUUUGCAUUCUUGUUUAUUUUGCAAUAAUGGCAGUAAUGAUAUUAUUAUGAUAAUAAUCAAAUGAUAAUUCAAACCUUCGAACUUAAUGUAUUUCAAGGAUUACAGCACAUUUCACAUUGUAUGUUUCUAUAACUACUCUUCAGUGCAAUAUAUGCGUCAUUAUUUUGCUUUCAAA
Messenger RNA from Xenia sp. Carnegie-2017, 2997 nucleotides. RefSeq lists its product as uncharacterized. NCBI's taxonomy places the organism in Eukaryota, Metazoa, Cnidaria, Anthozoa, Malacalcyonacea, Xeniidae. The coding region runs from base 21 to 2273 and encodes 750 amino acids. The record is from RefSeq and is a predicted model, not a curated record. Gene Ontology annotation, molecular function: lysozyme activity. The transcript is spliced from 3 exons.